This is a messenger RNA of Anneissia japonica, 1392 nucleotides long. RefSeq names its product ADP-ribosylation factor 4-like. The transcript is spliced from 5 exons. Gene Ontology annotation, cellular component: cytoplasm; plasma membrane. The record is from RefSeq and is a predicted model, not a curated record. Gene Ontology annotation, biological process: vesicle-mediated transport; intracellular protein transport. Bases 195 to 734 code for a protein of 179 amino acids. Lineage: Eukaryota; Metazoa; Echinodermata; Crinoidea; Comatulida; Comatulidae. Gene Ontology annotation, molecular function: GTP binding; GTPase activity.
ACCGAUCACCAAACUCAUGUCAAUCCUCCCUGAUGAUAGAAUUUUGUAGAAUCGUUUUCGCCAACCCGGUGUGAUUGACGUGGCAGCCAACUUACGAAGGAGUUAAAUUUGUAUAUUGUGCUGAAACCAUCUCUUUGUACUAGUUAUUUUAGUAUUAUAUAUCAUCAUCCUUUAUUAAAAUAAUCAAAAGCAACAUGGGAUUGACAGUUUCAAGUAUAUUCAAUAGGCUUUUUGGCAAAAAACAAAUGAGGAUCUUGAUGGUUGGGCUUGAUGCAGCUGGUAAAACAACCAUUCUGUACAAAUUGAAACUUGGGGAAAUUGUCACCACUAUUCCAACAAUUGGAUUUAAUGUUGAAACUGUAGAAUAUAAGAACAUUAGCUUCACAGUAUGGGAUGUUGGCGGUCAGGACAAAAUUCGACCACUCUGGAGGCAUUAUUUCCAAAACACUCAAGGUUUAAUUUUUGUAGUCGAUAGCAACGAUAGAGAAAGAAUCAGUGAAGCAGAGGAUGAAUUAUCAAGGAUGCUGGGUGAGGAUGAUUUGAAAGAAGCCAUCGUUCUAGUAUUUGCUAACAAACAAGAUCUUCCCCAAGCCCUGUCAUUAUCAGAAAUUACAGAGAAACUUGGACUUAACAAAAUAAAGGGCAGAGAAUGGCACGUACAGCGUGCAUGUGCAACACAAGGAGAAGGAUUAUAUGAAGGUCUUGAUUGGUUGUCAAACAAAAUGGCACAGUAAUUAAAUGCAACAAAUUUGCUACCCAAUUGUUGGUUUACAGCAAUAGUGAAUGCAUUUAAAUGAACUAGGACAUGAAAUAUAGACUUCCAAUUGUCAUCAGAAGUAAGAUUGAGAAGAAAAAUGGAACUGGAUCACUGAGACAAUAUUAUUACUCAAAACUCUACAAGUUAAUGUCUACAAGUCUGGAACUAUGUCUUUUUAUUCAACAUUUUUUAUGCAUCAUUAAUUUUUAAAAUUGUUUAUUUUGGGUUGGGCUAUUUUUGUUAUUUUGUAUACAGCUUUUUAUUGUGAGGAAUUAAUUACAUAAUGGUUAGUGCUAAUGCACAAAUUAGAGAUAAAAUUGUGCUGGUAUAGCACAUCAUAUUCCAAUUUCUUUAAAAUACAUUUAUUUUUUUUUGAGUCAUUUUAUGUUUUUAUUUUCUGAUUUUAUUGUUUGUAAAAAAACCAAAUUGGCUAUUUGAAUGCAAGUGUAUCUGGUGAUUUGCAGAGUGUUGCUUACAUGCGUCGCAGUGCAAUGAGAAAUUUGCAUUCAGAUGCAUGCACAAAGUUGUUACAGGUAGGCCUGCUAUCAAAAUUUCUAGUGCAUCAAUGUUGUGCACUAAUGAUGAGUUGUUAGCUAAAAUGUGUACAUUGUUACUACAGUAGAACCCCUAUUAAC